UGUUCUGGUUUCUUUCUCUUAUUAGGCGGUGUUUGGCGUUAGAUUUUGGCUUCAGGUCUUCAUUUCGGACUUUCGUCGAACACUCGAGCACAGAAAGAAUCAGAUCUAGCUAUUUUCCUCUCAAUCAUGGCGACUCCUGAUGUUCUUCAGAGGGAAGAAGACCUUUUUCUCUCUUCUCCUUUUCUUGAUCCUCGAAAGGGAGACAAUGCAAAAUCCCUUGACUUGUCAAUUGAGAAAAAGAUAGAGUUUCUCGAGAGCUUGGCUGGAAAGGUCAGCAACAGGCGGUCACGUAGGUGGUUAAACGAUCGCCUUUUGAUGGAACUAGUUCCUCGUUUGAAUGCAGAAGAAAUUAGAGGCCUAUUUGCUCCACCACCUUGGGGCGAUGAUGUGCCACCCUCGCCAUUUGCCAUGACUAAUGGGGGGGAGUGGGACAAAUUUAGGAACAUAGACAUGGACAGAGAGGCAGAUAUUAUGGGUGCUCUAAGGAGUUCUCCUGCAAAGAGGAAAGAUCAUGUUGAUUCCAAUAAGAUGGCUGUCUUGAACGCUUGGCGUAGAGUUGAUUGUCGAACGAGAGAGGCACUUCGGCGUAGCUCUCUUUUGGAACUCAUUGAGGGCUAUGAGGAGUGCAUACGGGCUUACAUUACUGAUAGUGGAGAAGAGGAAACUCUCAUCCUACGGGUCCAAGACCCUUUCCAUAGAUUGUUGCUGCAUGGUGUUUGUGAGUUCUACAAUUUGGCCUCUGUGACGGUUAAACAGUCCGAGGACGCCGAGUCUUCGAAGACAACCAGAAUAACAAAGAAGAAAAAGAGUCGUGUUGAGAUCCCAAGUAUUACUCUGUCCCAUUUCCUAAGAAUGUCCAAGGAAGGUGUUUGGUAAUUCCUUCGGGCAGGAGCUUCCACUCCGUGUUUACAUAGAAUAAAGUAGUGGAAUGCUGAUAAUUUAUGUAUUCUAUAAAAUAAUACAUUAGGCUGCCCUGCUGUUUGUCUUCAAUAAACCUUGUUUAUUAACCCGUAGGUUUAGGUUUGAAACGUUGUUGUAUGGUUAUGUAUUUUUAUUAUAGUCUCUUUCUAGUCAACAAAGAUGGUUGAUUUGAAGUUUAGGCUCAAUCACUAAUAAUUUCAAUGUCCAAUUCAUUUUUAUUUU
Morus notabilis is the source of this 1143-nucleotide messenger RNA. RefSeq lists its product as uncharacterized. Gene Ontology annotation, molecular function: nucleic acid binding. NCBI's taxonomy places the organism in Eukaryota, Viridiplantae, Streptophyta, Magnoliopsida, Rosales, Moraceae. The transcript has 7 exons. The coding region runs from base 127 to 876 and encodes 249 amino acids. The record is from RefSeq and is a predicted model, not a curated record.